Diatraea saccharalis (sugarcane borer) is the source of this 840-nucleotide messenger RNA. The record is from the annotation of a GenBank genome assembly. NCBI's taxonomy places the organism in Eukaryota, Metazoa, Arthropoda, Insecta, Lepidoptera, Crambidae.
AUGGAAGAAGAAAAAGUUAAUAAUAAAAUCGUAGAAGAUCAACGGCAAACAGAGCACGAUUUCAAAUUUAAUUUCAUUAACAUGCCUUGGGAUGAUAGAAGUAAAAAAAGUAAAGUUGCUAUAAUUAGCCUCUUGGUUGCGAUAUUCGUAGCUACAAUGGCUAUUAUUGUUCAUAAUCUCUAUAUGCAUUAUAUGAAGACGUCGUCAGGACGAAGAGGUAUUGAUGAUGAGAUCAAAUGCCAGUUGGUGAAAUUAGACCAGUACAAAUUUGUUGCACGAAUACAUUCAGUAAAGACACAGGAGUUGCUUUGUGUUGGUGCAGUGAUUAGUCACACAUCUGUGCUUGCCAAUGGUAUAUGUGUUAAAUCUGGGCCUGUACGUCUACGCUUAGGAAGCAAUUUAAACCCUCUGUGCAAAAAAGGAUUCACCGUAGAUUCAAUAGAGCCUAUACAGCACGAUGGUACAAUCUCAAAAUAUUUAGUUCUCAUAAUUACCGCCGAUUCAAUGUCAAAUUGUGGUCAAGUAAUAAAUAUUGGCAGUCAGUUGGAUAAAGCUAGUCCAGGAUACAUAAUUGGAAGACCAUUGUCCAGUGGCAAGAUGCUGUCUCGCCAACCGGCUAAGAUAAUUGACAUCGACAUAAAAUCACCCGGUGUGCGAUUAACUUUACAGAAAACGAUUUGUGUCUCCGAUUUAGCAAAGUGUCCCGUGAAGGCAGGAGAUCUGCUUAUUCAGAACGGUUUUGUCUAUGGUUUGGCAUCGACCAGUACACACAUCACGGAACCUAGUAAAGUAGCUUGCUUCGCUGAUCUUCAGAUUAUUAGUAGUGAAUUGAAGAUAUAA